Glarea lozoyensis ATCC 20868 is the source of this 1356-nucleotide messenger RNA. Its product is annotated as CoA-dependent acyltransferase. Lineage: Eukaryota; Fungi; Ascomycota; Leotiomycetes; Helotiales; Helotiaceae. Gene Ontology annotation, cellular component: cytoplasm. The transcript has 2 exons. The record is from RefSeq and is a predicted model, not a curated record. Gene Ontology annotation, molecular function: catalytic activity; phosphopantetheine binding. Gene Ontology annotation, biological process: amino acid activation for nonribosomal peptide biosynthetic process; secondary metabolite biosynthetic process. The coding region runs from base 1 to 1356 and encodes 451 amino acids.
AUGGCGAAACUUGCUGAAAGUAAGAAUUUCCAGGAUGAGGUAGCUGUUGAUGUGGACCAAAUCAUUGGAGAUGCAGUGGAAAGAGUCAAAUUCGAGAGUGGAGGUGCAAAGUUAGAGGAGCUGAGAGAAUCUGGUGCCGCUGAAGAUGUCAUGCCGGUUACUGCCGGACAGCUUCAUAUGAUUCGACAAUGGCAGGCUUCGAGAGGGAGAUUGUUUUACCCGACUUUUAGCUACCAGAUCUCUGGAACGCUUGAUAAAGUCGCAUUGGAACAAGCUUGGGGGAAGCUGUGUGAUAGACAUGCGAUUCUCCGAACUGGGUUUAUUGAAGUUGGAGAUUCUGUCCUCCAAGUCGUGUUCAAAGACCCAGACAAUCCAGUGCAAUACGAAGAAUCAAGCGUAUCACACGACUUGAUCAACCCACCUCUAACUCUCACGAUCCAGAACAACAACAAUAAACCUCUCAUGAAACUCCGCAUCCACCACGCUCUCUACGACGGCAUCAGUCUCCCCAUCCUCCUCGACGAUCUCCACUCCCUCUACGUCAACAUCAACCACGCUUUCCCACAACCAACCUCAAACUUCAAACAAUUCAUCGCCCAAACUCUCACAUCCUCCAGCACCACCCAAGAAAAAUGGCAAUCCUACCUCUCCUCCGCCCCUCCCAAAACCCGCACCAAAGCGCGACACUCUAAUAGAACAGAAAUAUACCAUCCUUCUCUCCCCAUUUCAUCCUUAAAACCCCGAGCCAGGGAACUAGGUAUCUCAAUCGACGCUCUCCUUCUAGCCUCGGUAGCUAAAAAAUACGCCCAUCACGCUCACACUGCCGAAAAUCUGAUAUUGGGGAUCUACCUAGCGAACCGCGCGCCCUUCGGUGAGGACCUCUCUAGCCUAGCGGCGCCGACGUUGAAUCUACUACCCCUCCUCAUCAAUGACCCAUUAGGUCGAAGUGUAGGAGAUCUGGCGAGGGAGAUUCAACAUGAUGUCACGCGAAUCAGUAAUAAAGAUAUGAUUGGCGCAUCUCUAGACGAAAUCUACAACUGGACUGGUGUAAAAGUUGAGGGGUUCGUUAACAUCGUCAAAUCCCCCGCUCAGAUUCCUACGGAGUCUAAACCUGUGUGGGAGAGUAUUGAUGAAAAUGGUGAUGGUGCCGGGGAAGUCGAGGUUAGAACUGAUGAGAAGUUUCCGGAUGUUGAUGAGAGUAAGGUUGAGGCGUAUCCCGAGACUCUGGAUAUCGAACUGAGAUAUCAUGAUUUUGAGGGAGAGGCGAAGAUUGAUAUUGGUGUUUUUGCGCCGGGGAACAGGAUUUGUUUGGAGGAUGGGGAGGAGUUUGUUAGGGGGUUUGUGGGUGGUUUUUGA